AUGGCAUAUCGUGAUAAUUCCGGUUCCUUCCAAGCUUUAAAAUGGAUUCAAUUAUUAUUUUCGUUUCUGAUAUUCAUUCUGGAAAUGGUUGAGCUUGGUGCUACCAUGAAUUAUGACAGAAAAUAUGGCGCAGAUCCCCCAAGUUUGAAUCUAGGAAGAGACUUUGCCAAAAAAUACAUUUAUUUUGUUUUCGGUUUAAGUAUUUUCUGUCUAGUACGGUUUCAAUAUUUUUGGAAAUCGAAACACGGUCCUUUCCUUUGGAUUGAAAUAUCAUUUUUAGCAUUAUGGUUCUCGGCAGCGAUGGCAAACUUUGACGAUAUCUUUAAAGGCCAAUUCACAAGCUGCGCAAAUAUUCACUCAUUUUUUUCGGAAAAGUCAAUCACUCCACAAGAACCAUUAACAGCAUGUAAUACUUAUAUUGCAUCAUUAAUAUUUUGUUGGUUAAAUACGCUAUCGUUUGCUUUAUCAACAUUUAUUUCAUGGAAAAUCCGAAUUGAAAAACGUGCAAAAAUACAACAAACAAGAAGGGUUAAAGUAAUGAAAUUUCAUGGCGGAGGUGAUAAAUCUGAUAUGAAAAGGGCUACAUUUAUUCGAGUUGAGUCUCGUGAUGAAAAUAAAGAAUUUAUUAAAGGUGUUGUUGAAAUUAAGAUCGAUAAAGUUUAG
Molecule: messenger RNA, 663 nt
Organism: Funneliformis caledonium
Lineage: Eukaryota; Fungi; Glomeromycota; Glomeromycetes; Glomerales; Glomeraceae
Source: the annotation of a GenBank genome assembly